Homarus americanus (American lobster) is the source of this 1446-nucleotide messenger RNA. RefSeq names its product techylectin-5A-like. NCBI's taxonomy places the organism in Eukaryota, Metazoa, Arthropoda, Malacostraca, Decapoda, Nephropidae. The record is from RefSeq and is a predicted model, not a curated record.
CGGCCCACGCCACCUCAGUACCAGUCUGCUCCCACCUACCGCUCCAGCAUCCUGCUUCAGCUGCGCCUCAGUUUCGACCCCGUCCAUCAGUUCCAAGUCAGUGUCAUGAGAACUUGACAUACAGGAUGUUUCUGAGAGUGAGCGCGUGGGCGGCAGUAGUGGGUGUGUGGACGACCGUCGCUCUUGCUGCUGUUGUGUUGCCGGAAUAUGAAAGUGACGCGGUGAGUGAGAGGCAGGAAGGGCUGGACCAGCUGGCAUCGUCGCUGUGUGAGCUGAUGCCUGACCUGCCGGGCUGCCAAGCUCUCAACGACACCCUCUCCUUUGAAGGCGAAGGUCUUGGUGAUGUGAAGGAGAAGCAGCCUGGCAGCCUUCCCUCCCAAGUCCUCUCUUAUCUCGCCACCUUACACCACCACAACAAAGGACCACCCAGGCCAUCUUGACCUCCCCGGGAGAAGCAUCUACCAGGGGCGUGACCACCCUCCUCCAUCCUCCACCCGAGCAGCAGCACCUCUACGCCCAAACCCUCAGACCCGUGGACUGCUCAGACUACCUGAUGAUGGGCUACACUACCAGUGGCGUCUACAACAUUUACCCAUCCAGCUGUCGGUGCUCGAAGCCAGUGGAGGUGUGGUGUGACAUGGAGUCGGAAGGGGGCGGAUGGACGGUGUUUCUGGCCCGUAAUUACCAAACACACAGGGAGAACUUCAACCGUACCUGGAAUGACUACCGUGAGGGCUUCGGGAACGCCUCGGGGGAGUACUGGCUGGGGAACGAGGUGCUGUACCUCAUGACCAACACCCGAUUCUACAGCCUGCGUAUGGACUUCCAGUUGACGUCGGGUGAACUCAAGUGGGGCGAGUGGGAUACGUUCAAAGUGAAUAACGAGGCCAGCAGGUACGAUCUGGAUCUUUACUCGUAUAAUGGGAUGAGCACGAUCAACAGCUGCUUCUCCCAGGGUAGUUUCUCCACCUAUAACUACGAUAACGACGCUAACACAGAAAAGAACUGUGCUCGGGAGAGUAUGGGUGGAUGGUGGUACGGCAACUGCGGCGACCUGCACCCCACCACCCCUUACACACCUUCGGGACAGCUCAACAUCACCUGUUCCCACGUGAUAAACAACAAAAGGGUUGCUAUGCUCGGUCCCUGGCUGCAGAUGAAGAUGCGGCCAACCAUCUGCAACGACAACGUCAAGGCUGUCUACUUCAACGGCUACACCUGUCAGUCACAUAAUGAUUGAAACCACGUGUUUUAACAAGUACCGGCCACAUGUUUGACUCGCGUUACGUGAGUUUUAACCUGAUGUCCAACCCAGCUUCUGAGAUACCCUUGGUUGUGAAUUAAUGUUUCCCAAAAUAAUUUAUGAUUCCAAGAGCAAUAUUAAAUAAUUUAAUACAAAUUGUAAACAAAAAAUGUACGAAAAAAUAAAAAUUAUUCUAACAAUUA